Messenger RNA from Lodderomyces jiufengensis, 903 nucleotides. Its product is annotated as nucleotidase. The transcript has a single exon. Gene Ontology annotation, biological process: pyrimidine nucleobase metabolic process; nucleotide catabolic process. Gene Ontology annotation, molecular function: nucleotidase activity. NCBI's taxonomy places the organism in Eukaryota, Fungi, Ascomycota, Pichiomycetes, Serinales, Debaryomycetaceae. The record is from RefSeq and is a predicted model, not a curated record. Bases 1 to 903 code for a protein of 300 amino acids.
AUGACAAUAGAAUCACAACAUCAACAUCAACAACCACUUAAUGAUAAAGAAUCAACUUUUCCAUUAAACAAUCAACCAGUAACAUAUAUAAAUCCGGAAUUAACACAAUUAGAAAAUUCAAAACCAGGUCGUAAAGUUCACUUACCUUUUGGAUAUGGACCAGUCCCCACCACAGACUCAAAUAAAACUGUAUUUUUUUUUGACAUAGAUAAUUGCUUAUAUCAAAAAUCUACAAGAAUAUUUGAAAUGAUGCAAGUUAAAAUUCAUGAUUACUUCAAAAACAGUCUUAACUUAAAUGAUGAAGAAGCUUCAAAAUUACAUUUAAACUAUUAUAAGACUUAUGGAUUAGCUAUUGAAGGGUUAGUAAGGAAUCAUAAAGUUGACGCAUUGGAUUAUAAUUCAAAAGUUGAUGAUUCUUUGGAUUUGCACUCUGUAUUGAGGUAUGAUAAACCGUUAAGAGAUACUUUAUUAGAAGUUAAAAAAUCGGGUAAAUUUGAUUAUUUCUGGUUAGUUACUAAUGCGUACAAGAAUCAUGCAUUGAGAGUGAUUAGCUUUUUAGGAAUUGGUGAUUUAUUUAAUGGAUUAACUUAUUGUGAUUAUUCUAAAUUUCCAAUUAUAUGUAAACCAAUGAAAGGUUAUUUUAUAAAUGUAUUUGAUAAAACAAGAUUAGAUUAUCAUGAUGGAUCUGUUUUGGGUAGACAAUGGUUUAUUGAUGAUAGUGAAUUAAAUGUUAAAGCUGCUUUUGAUUUGGGUGUUGGUCAUGUUAUUCAUUAUGUUGAGGAGGAAGCUGAUAUUGAGAAAUUGAAACAAAAAGAUGAUUUUAAGAAAUAUUACGGUGGUGAAGACCGUAAAAUAUUAAUUUUGAGUAAAUUUAACAAUUUACCUAAACUUUUGGGUAUAUAA